AUGCAACCAGGAUUCUCCGAUGAGGAACUCGCUAGGAAGACCGCUCAGGUUUGGAAGUAUCAGCAUCUGUACAUCGACGCCAUGACUGACAACUGGACUUUUGUUGUGCUUGGAGACCUCAAGACGGGCAAGUCUUCUUUGGUGGAAACGGGCUUUCUGGGAAAACCGUUCGAUGAGGUUGGUUUUAUCAAGCAUCGUGCUCGGCUCAGAACAGGUGCUUAA
This is a messenger RNA of Coprinopsis cinerea okayama7#130, 222 nucleotides long. RefSeq lists its product as hypothetical. Lineage: Eukaryota; Fungi; Basidiomycota; Agaricomycetes; Agaricales; Psathyrellaceae. Bases 1 to 222 code for a protein of 73 amino acids. The record is from RefSeq and is a predicted model, not a curated record. The transcript is spliced from 4 exons.